This is a messenger RNA of Nelumbo nucifera (sacred lotus), 1613 nucleotides long. RefSeq lists its product as uncharacterized. Gene Ontology annotation, cellular component: nucleus. Gene Ontology annotation, biological process: regulation of flower development. Gene Ontology annotation, molecular function: DNA-binding transcription factor activity; protein binding. The record is from RefSeq and is a predicted model, not a curated record. Lineage: Eukaryota; Viridiplantae; Streptophyta; Magnoliopsida; Proteales; Nelumbonaceae.
AAUGAUGACUAUACAACGAACACGAACUUUAGUAAAUUCCCAGGAAAAGUCCUAAAAAGGCUCAGACAAGAGCAAUUCGGAUGAAGCAAAUAAACUAGGUGUUUCUCAUCAUGGGUAAGCUGCCUAACUACCUUAUGAGAGACAUUACCCCCAUCUUCUUCUAAUCAACACUUGCAGAAAAUAUUUGGAUUACGAGCUCUCCACAGCCAGAAACUUUGGACCCGCACCAAUGUCCAAAUCACUAGUCCGCCCGUGCUGUUAUCCUACCUAGUUAUACCAGCACUUUCAUCAACUGAAACGAAUAUGGAGACUGGAGUCUGGACCCAUCUCAUCUCAUCUCAUUGACAGAAGAAAGGAGUUUCACCAAUCACUACCUAACAUCUCUCUCUCUCUCUGAAUCUGAAAUCAUACGACAAAACAAAACGUCACAACCCAAAUACCCAUAACCCCUAACUGACAUAAUUGAAUGGUCUAUAUAUGCUUUAUUACUAAAAAUAAAGGACGAAAACCAAAAAGUGGCAAAGAAUUUGCCACGUUGGAGACAAAUACAUCAUUCAAAUCAUUGCCUUUGGUUGCACCAUUUUAUUUCUCUCAGUGGUACGGUUGAUCACUCCAUUUGAAGGAUGAAGAUGAAGCUCUAGGCACUCCACGACACCAUCUCUCUCCCUCCCUCCCUCCUUCCCUCACUGUUACGCCGGCCCUCGGCAUCAUGAUGACCACAUCACUUUCAUCUUCGGAGCCAUGUUAUGCGUACCAUAUUGGUUCUGGAACUGCUUUUUGCAGUCUAGAUUCUACUUGUCUCCAUUUCUCCAGCUUGCCACAGCAGGUCUCAAAUGGCAUCACCGUCACGCCGUCGAAAUGGCUAUCUCCGGCAGAGGACAGCCCAAGGCCAUCACACUUACACGAGUUUCAGUUCUUGGAGACACAUAAUGUCGCAGCACCGUGCCGCUUUCUUGAGUCGAGAGAAUAUGCGACUCCCGUGAUGCAACCAGUCACGACUGAAUAUCAGCAGAACCCGUCUACUACUCAACAUCUAAUACUUGAUGCUUGUCGUAGCUCAACCAGCUCUUCAGUUUCUCCGUCUGGAUCAUCACCUUCUGUCGAGGUUUCCGUCGUCGGGCAAGCGGCUUCAAGUCCCACCUCCAUAUUAUUAUUCACAGGAAGCAUGCCAACGGACAAUACAAGGGAUAAUUUUAAUGAGAUCUUGAGUAACUCGGCGGUGCUUGGCCAAGAAGACGACGCAGCAGCAGAGAGAAAAGCUAAGGUGAUGAGAUACAGAGAAAAGAAGAAAAAACGAAAGUUCGACAAGCAAAUUCGCUAUGCAACAAGAAAGAUUCACGCAGAAGCGAGGCCACGGAUAAGAGGCCGCUUUGCCAAGAGUUUAGAGCCCAAUCCUGAUGAGUGCUGACCAAGUUGGAACUGGAUAGACUAUUCCCUCCUUAGAUGGGAUCAGGAUCAGUCAACUUAAUUAGCUAUGUCAAGCCAUAACCAGCAAUAUUGUUAUCAUUUACUUUUCUUGUGCUUCGAUCUAUAUAUUUUUGUCUCUCUGAAGUCUGAACUGAAACCUCAAAUUGAAGUGUCGCUCCCUAUCUUUUUUCUUCUCGUUUGGUUCU